Messenger RNA from Stegastes partitus (bicolor damselfish), 1096 nucleotides. It is a transcript of the gene mrpl54, whose product is annotated as mitochondrial ribosomal protein L54. The transcript is spliced from 3 exons. Gene Ontology annotation, molecular function: structural constituent of ribosome. Gene Ontology annotation, cellular component: mitochondrial large ribosomal subunit. The coding region runs from base 84 to 500 and encodes 138 amino acids. The record is from RefSeq and is a predicted model, not a curated record. NCBI's taxonomy places the organism in Eukaryota, Metazoa, Chordata, Actinopteri, Pomacentridae.
AAACAAAGCGGAAAGCUGAGGGAACUUAUGAAUGUCAAACUGUAGCAUGGUGGGCUGUGUGUGUCGGUAACCUCUCGGUAAAAAUGUUCGGCUACUGUUUGUCUCGGGCAGCGUCUUUAACGAAAUGCAUCACAAACGGCGGCGCGGCGUUGCUGUGCAGGACGAACGCGGUAAACCGGACGCAGACGUGUGGCUACGCCCGGAAAGGCGUGGUCAAAACCAAAGGUAAGGGCGCGGUGAAGGAGGAGCAGAAAGGUCCAGAGGUGUGCACAGACCCGGUCAGACUGACGUCUCACGCAGUCGGAGUGAACAUCUUCAAACAGGGGGACGACCCCAAACUGAAGCCUCAUGAGGAGUAUCCUGAGUGGUUGUUCCAGUUGAACCUGGGAAAUGCCCAAAAGCUGUCCGAGCUGGAAUCGGACACCUGGCAGUACUGGAGACGCCUGAGGAAGGAGAACAUUUGGCGUACCAACAAACUGCAGAAAUGGAAGAAGAUUUAGGCCUUCGCCGGACUGACGGAGGGCUUCUUCCAGCAUCGUGAUUUAAACUCUGGACUGAAUCCCAAUGACUCCGACGUGAUGCACGUUCAGGGCCGAUGUCAUCUUCCUGAAUAACUGACUUUCAGAUGGACUCCUUCUCUCCUGCCGUUCAUCUACUGGAUUGUCUGAAGUCAUGCAGCAUUGGCUUUAGGCUUUCAGCAUGAUCGAGAACUCCAGGAAGCUCAGCAGUGGUCACACUGAAUACAAGGGGGGAGAUAAUCGUCUGUUUUAAACAUGAAGUGGUAAUAAAAGGAGUUCAAAAUACACAGAUGUCCAGUGCACCACCAGAGUAGGAAUGUUCUUAAGCAUCAUGACUUAUUUCAAGUUCGUUUUCAGCCUCGGAAACCUGAUUUGACAAAUUCAAAGUCUAUUUAUUGGCUUUCUGGAGCUUUUAGACAUAUAAUACAAUCAUCUUCAGCAAAUCCGGUUUAUCCAGUUUUACAAAAUGUGGUUCAGCUUUCAAAGAUUGUUUGAUAUAAAGAGAAGCUCCAGAGAAGCUUCAUGGUGGAAAAAAGGUAGAAAAGUGUCAUGUUGGAUUAAAAAACACUGAACAUGGA